Pteronotus mesoamericanus is the source of this 1449-nucleotide messenger RNA. It is a transcript of the gene TTC23L, whose product is annotated as tetratricopeptide repeat domain 23 like. NCBI's taxonomy places the organism in Eukaryota, Metazoa, Chordata, Mammalia, Chiroptera, Mormoopidae. The record is from RefSeq and is a predicted model, not a curated record.
GGCUUUUCCCGGCCCCGAGUCUUUGCGGCCCGGACACAGCCCGCAGCAAAGAACCUUGAGAAAGAGCGGGAUGUGGCCUUCGGGUUUGCGAAGUUACGGCGAAACACCUGCGGAAAAGAAGGAAGCGAUUUGCACUUGAGAGAGGGACCCAAGUUUGGUGUUAUAUUUCAGGGCCAUGCUGAACCUCCUAGGAACAGAAUUUAGGUGUUUGAGGAGUCAAAUUCCCUCGCCCUGACCAUCGGUUUGAAAGUAGAGAUUAGCAAGAGAAAUUAGUGACACUUCCGUCUGGUUUUUGGAUUGGAGAUGUUCUGGAGCCUGAAUCAGGAGGGAAUGAGUGACAUUCUGCCCCGUGAAAUGGGGAGCGACUUGGUUCUCCACACACAAGUGUGCAUAGUCUAUUUGUGGAUUUAGUAUGGGUUAUACAUGUACUUGGGUAGUUUCAUUUCCACGCUAAUAGCAUCCAACACAGGGAAAAUGGAACAGACUUCUUAGCCUUUUCUUCCAAAGCCAACCCCACAUGUGAUUCUUGGUAGAAAGAAGAUGCGAGCUGGCCCCCUCCAAAUCCCGGCUGUCAGCAAUAGUGCUCACUGGGACUUCCGCUUCCAUCUGCCGCUACCGCAGAGCCGACAACACACUCACUCACCGACGAGAGAGCAAAUCGAGAUUACAGCACACCAGCCAGCGGACAGGUUGUGUCCUGCUGGUGGAGCUGAAGAGAGAGAAGACGACCCCGAAGCCAAGGAGAGGACCGCAGGCUGCACAUCUCUUCCCAGAGAGAAAUUAGCCCAAUUGCAAAAGGAAAUAACAGCUGAUGAAGGAAAAAAAUGGAAAAACAAAACACCCACUGCGCUGUGCACGCUGCCUUCUUCAACACAGAUGAUGGUCCGCGAUGGCGCACAGGCCGGGAAAUGUGCUGCAUCCACCAAGGACACACUGCUGACCUGGAGGAAGACGCCAUCAGACAAGGGGAAAAAGGGAGAAAAGGAAAUCCUGGAGGCCCUGGUCAUGCUCUGCUGCUCUCGGGGUGGCCUGGCCUCUGCAGAUCCCACACACCUCCCUUCGCCUCUGCGGCGAAGCUCGUUUCAGCUGCAGAAGGCGGGGAGGACCACGAAGGAGCCGACAGAAUUGUCGGGAGGUGCCACCCACAGGUGGAACUGCGCUCUGGCUUACCUUGAAAUGGCAGCUGGCAACAUUCUUGCUGCAAAGGGUGACAGAGCAUAGGAUCUGGCAGACAGAGGGGACACAUGGGCACAGGGUUACACGCGGCCCUCCUACGCCACCCGCCUGAAGCAGGCCCAGCAGGACACCGGCUGCUGUGCCACCAUGGUGGUCCCUGCUAAUUCCCAGAAUGCUUUGGGCUUGGCGCUGAAGGCCAAGGUCUCGGGUGGCAGCCCUGGCUGGAAGCAGCCGUCUCCCGUGACCGUCUCUGCGAUGCUUAGUAACCGAUAA